This is a messenger RNA of Lathyrus oleraceus (garden pea), 1844 nucleotides long. RefSeq names its product serine/threonine-protein kinase PCRK2. Bases 133 to 1485 code for a protein of 450 amino acids. Gene Ontology annotation, molecular function: protein kinase activity; ATP binding. Gene Ontology annotation, biological process: protein phosphorylation. The transcript has 4 exons. The record is from RefSeq and is a predicted model, not a curated record. NCBI's taxonomy places the organism in Eukaryota, Viridiplantae, Streptophyta, Magnoliopsida, Fabales, Fabaceae.
AUUAGACAUCAAGCCGUUAUUAUUAUUGAAGAUUGAAGUUGAAGAAAAGCGAUGUGAUUCUAUUCUUCUACUGUCUUUUCUUGACUCAGUACCUAACACUUCUUCCACUGCGUGUUCUUCCUUUUACCCAAAAUGAAGUGCUUCCAUUUCUCCAACGGAGGAUCAGAGAAACGAGGAGUAGUAGUAGGAGAAGACGAAGAAGGUUCAGCAUCAAGCUCAAGAGGUUCACGAGUCUCAUGGGCUCGUUCUCUAAGCUUAAUGGACUCACGCCGUUCCGAGUACGACUCCGAUUCAAGAGACUUCUCCGACACGCUCGGCUUCCACGAGUUUCUCUCUCAACGCCGAGCCAAUCACCUUGUUCUAUUCUCUUUCUCCGACCUUAAAACCGCCACUCGUGGCUUCAAUAGAGCUCUCUUAAUCGGCGAAGGUGGCUUCGGUUCUGUCUAUAGAGGAACCCUAAAUCAUCAUUCUCAUCGUUCCCAAAUUGAUGUUGCUAUUAAACAAUUGAAUCGUAAUGGUCAUCAGGGGCAUAAGGAGUGGAUUAAUGAAGUGAAUUUAUUAGGGGUGAUUAAGCAUCCAAAUUUGGUGAGGUUGGUUGGUUAUUGUGCUGAAGAUGAUGAAAGAGGGAUACAAAGGCUUUUGGUGUAUGAGUUUAUGCCUAAUAAGAGCUUGGAAGAUCAUCUUCUGGCUCGUGUUCCUUCGUCGGUUCUUUCUUGGAUUAGCAGAUUAAAGAUUGCUCAAGAUGCGGCUCGUGGUUUGGCUUACCUACAUGAAGAAAUGGAUUUUCAGCUAAUAUUUCGAGAUUUUAAAACAUCCAACAUCUUGCUAGAUGAGGACUUCAAUGCAAAGCUUUCAGAUUUUGGACUCGCUCGGCAAGGACCCUCAGAAGGGUCUGGUUAUGUUUCAACAGCAGUUGUUGGCACCAUAGGAUAUGCUGCGCCAGAGUAUGUUCAUACUGGUAAGCUGACUGCUAAGAGUGAUGUUUGGAGCUUUGGCGUAGUUCUUUAUGAGCUUAUCACUGGGAGGAGAGCCGUAGAAAGAAACUUACCAAGAAACGAACAAAAGCUUUUGGAGUGGGUAAGAUCUUAUGUAUCUGAUUCUAAGAAGUUCCAUCAUAUAGUCGAUCCUCGGCUUGAGGGACAGGAUUGCACCAAAUCAGCUCAUAAACUUGCAAUCCUAGCAAACAAGUGUCUAACGAAGCAGCCAAGGUCUCGCCCAAAAAUGAGUGAGGUGGUUGAGAUUCUCGACAACAUUAUCAACGAGAUUGUUCCUGUGGAUGAUUGCAUUUCCCAAACUGUUGCAGAAACUGGAGAAGGAAAAGAAGUAAAUUUAUCUGUAGAGGAUGCUGAGCGGGAACCAGCUAAACAGGGGAGUAAUUAUCGGAAGAAGGUUUUUGAAUUCAGAGACAUGGUCAGCUUAAGAAAUAAAUCCGUUGGAAGGUUUGAUUGGAAAAGUUGGGCACCUGGGCUUGUAAGAACUUGGUGAUGAGUGAUCUGCAUUCGUAUCUUGGAAAGCAAAAUCUUCCUCUAUCGUUGCCUGUUCAUCGCAAUGUUCGGUGAUCACUUAGUUUCAGUCAGUGAAAUCGGCAUAGCUGAGCACAUGGUUAACAUACUUAUCCAAGUCAAUUUUGUAUUAAUUAAUAAAUGUUUGUACAGGAUAAUUUUGAGCAAAGCUAUAUAAUAUCAAGUUAUCUGACCUUGAUACUAACUAUGAAUUCAGUCAUGAAAGCAAGGUUUAGGUAUUGAAGGAAUUAUGUGUAUAUAUCGAAGUACAUACAACUCAUUGAAAUACUCGAAUUGUAAGACUCUGACUUCACUUGUAUGAAUUGAGUUACCAUUCCAAUU